CACAAAUUGGGACAGCAUGACUCAUCCGUCCCACUAUAUGGGUGCUUGAUAUUACUUGCGCUUUGCCUCGGUUUCUAUACGCAUGGCGUCUUCUGUUGCGUCCUUGCCAUUGCAGUCCUUUCUCGUGUGUACAACGUGAAUUCAAAUAGCUAUCUGUAGAGCCAUGCCGGAAAGAUCGUCAAAUCGCACAACUACAGGCUCGAGUCGAGGCCCAAGCUACAUCUCAUGCGAAAGGUGUCGGAAACGCAAGGUCAAAUGUGACCGCGCUCGACCAUGCAUGCAAUGUAGGCUCGCAAAAGUAGAGUGCACGAGUUCUGACUCUGUGAGAAAAAGACCAGUUUCGCGGUCAUACGCCGAGGCACUUGAAGAGAAGAUUAUGUCCCUCGAGACUUUCAUUGCGAGUCUAGCAUCUGCGAGCCAUAUAGAGCGAGAUCGCAUGCUUUUGAAUUUUCAACAAUCAAGAACCAACUCUCUCUCUCGAUCGGUCAGCGAACCCGAAGAGCCUGGAUAUCACUGUCCGCCAAAGGGCCGCUUGGUAAGGAUGAAGGAAGGAAUUGCAACCCAGCUCUAUGGGGAGACAAGUUUCUACCCUAUUGUUACGUCCCUUGACGAGGGUGUUGACGAAGACCUCCGCCCCUCCCCCAGCCUUCCUAUCGUUCCUGUCAAAGAAUCUUAUCUACUAGUACAAACAAGUGGACUGGAACAAAGCUCAGAUAUUGACAGUGAAUUCACACCACAUAGCCCAGCCUGCCGAAACCUCAUUUCUCUAUUUUUCCAACAUUUUUACUAUUACCACAUGGUGCUUUAUCGCGAAUAUUUUCUUCGCGAUUAUAAAACUGGCAAAGGUCAAUAUUACUCGGACUUGCUCUUAUAUGCAAUACUUGCAAUAGGGGCGCUUAGCAGUCAGGAUAAUUCCGCUCAGAAUUUAUCCGAAAUAUUCUAUAAACGAGCCGAGAAGCUUCUUUAUUCCGGGGCAUUAGAUUCACCUAAUAUUACCACAAUACAAGCCCUUUUGUUACUAGGCCAAUUUGAUGUUGGACGUGGCCAAAACACAAAAGGAUGGCUCCUCACGGGCAUUGCUUUCAGACUGGUGAGCGAGAUGGGCCUGCAUAUUGACCCGAACCACUGGAAAACCGGUCACGACUCGGAAGUAGAUCGGGAAGUCCUCAGACGGGUAUACUGGUCAUGCUUUAUCGCAGAUAAACAAUUGGCUCUUUACUUUGGCAGGCCGCCGGCGCUACAUUCUAGCGAAGCCGAUGUUCAAAAUUCGAUUCGAAUUGCAUAUCCCGUUGAUUGGGAUGUACUACUAGACGAGUAUAUCAAGAAAGAUAUAUCAAGAACUGAGUAUGAGGAUGGUGUUGCAUUUACGAGUUGCUUUACUCAGCUGGCAAAUCUGUCUAAAAUUGUCCAUCGCAUGAUCACAGAGGUAUUCGAGAAUCGUCAGAAUACCGAAUCCAGUAUUUUGGCGGCAUCAAUAAAAUCAGUCCAUGUGGAUCUUAUCAAAUGGUUGAACGAUCUUCCUGCGAAACUUCGCUGGAACCAAUGGCUGAAGGAUUCCAUCCCACCAUACGUCCUCCAACUCCACAUAUUCUAUCAAACGGUAUUGAUUAUUUUAUUUCGACCCCCACGGAAGUUAAUGUCAGGGUAUCUCCCUGAUUUUCGCGAGGGGUUUGAAAUUUGUGACCAAUCGUUGAGUAUUAUUACCCAAAUUCUUACGACAUACUCAAGAGAAUGGGGCUUACAGCAUCUUCCAAUGACAAUGGUCCACACCGUGGCGAGCGCAGCCAGUUUUGUACUCCUGAAGCUGCGCGUGCAAGGCUCAUCCAGUGAAACACUGCGCCAGCUCGACCUAGUUUCAAACGUUGUUGAUAAUAUGGCCAAAACAUGGAAAUCUGCGGUGCAUAUCCAAAAUGCAAUCAAUAAUUUUCGGCAAGAAAUUGUCCAAAAUGAUGCAUUAGACGAAUCAGCUUUUUUGAACCUGGAAGACCCCAUGACGUUGAAUUGGUAUGUCCAUCAUUGAUCCCUCUCACUUACUUUAUCAACUAGUUACAUGAAAACCUACACGACUGAUCUAUGGCAUUGGAUAUCUGGUUAAACGGUUUUGCUAACAAUAAAUCCCUACACAGGCCGCCACAGUCGAGCCCACAG
Talaromyces proteolyticus is the source of this 2148-nucleotide messenger RNA. Its product is annotated as fungal-specific transcription factor domain-containing protein. The transcript is spliced from 7 exons. Lineage: Eukaryota; Fungi; Ascomycota; Eurotiomycetes; Eurotiales; Trichocomaceae. Gene Ontology annotation, biological process: regulation of DNA-templated transcription; DNA-templated transcription. Gene Ontology annotation, molecular function: DNA binding; DNA-binding transcription factor activity, RNA polymerase II-specific; zinc ion binding. The record is from RefSeq and is a predicted model, not a curated record. The coding region runs from base 164 to 2020 and encodes 618 amino acids.